AUGGCACGUCCGUCUGCCCAGGCAUCGGUUUACAUUACCAAUCACUUAUACAAAAGAGUAUUGAUUGUGCAUUGUCGAUCCAAAGACGACGACCUCGGAGCCCAUGCGGUAGCCGUUGGGGCAACCAUCCACUGGAGGUUCGGGCCUAAUAUGUUUGGCAGGACACUUUUCUGGUGCAAACUCGCGGUCGAAGACAAGCGUAUUCAUUUCGUGGCGUACGAAAAACGCAUCAGAAGUUACGGGAACUGGUUUGUUUGUGACGACGGAGUUUAUGGGACACCCAAUCACCGUCCGGCCUUUCUCAAGGCUGCGUGGAAGCGACCAUAA
Molecule: messenger RNA, 327 nt
Organism: Linum tenue
Lineage: Eukaryota; Viridiplantae; Streptophyta; Magnoliopsida; Malpighiales; Linaceae
Source: the annotation of a GenBank genome assembly